AUGCCUCGGGGUCAGAAGAGAAAGCUCCAUGCUGGAAAAAAAUGCUACCAGGCUGGAGGUGAGACCCAGGAUCUCCAGGGUGCCCAGGCCCUUGCAGAAGUGGAGAAAAGCUGUCCCCCUCCAUCUUCUCCUCAUGUAGGUGUUACUGCUCAUACAAAGUCUGCUUCUAAGUUACAGACCACUUCCAAGGUGCCUCAGAGAGCCCUUUCUACCACUGAGUCUAAGGGUCUUUCUCACACAAGACCAUGUAAAGUAGCUAAGUACAAAAUUAAGAGAAAACAACAAUCUUCCCAGACCUCACCCUCUACUGAGAAGUGCCCUAGAAGUUCUCUCACUAGCACAGUCCGCCUGGUGGUGAACUACAUGAUGAACAUGUGUAAAAUGAAAAGGCCCAUUCUGAAAGCAGAUGUGAUGAAGAUGGUCACCAACACCCAUAAAGUACACAUCGCUGAGAUCCUCAGAAGAGCUUCCUUCAACCUGGAGGUGUUGCUCGGUGUAGACUUAAAGGAAGCAGAUUCUAUGGAUUCCUAUACCCUUGCUAGCAAAAUGAAUCUCCCUAACAAUGGUGUUCUGACUACAGGCAGGGGAUUUCCCAAGACUGGCCUGCUAAUGAAUCUCCUAGGGGUGAUCUUCCUGAAAGGAAACUGUGCCACUGAGGAAAGUAUCUGGGAAUUCCUGAAUAAAAUGAAAAUAUAUGAUGGAAAGAAACACUUCAUUUUUGGGGAACCCAGGAAGCUUAUCACUCAAGAUUUAGUGAAGCUUAAAUACCUGGAGUAUCGGCAAGUACCUAACAGAAGUCCUACAAGCUAUGAAUUUCUGUGGGGUCCAAGAUCUCAUGCUGAGACAAGCAAGAUGAAAAUCCUGAAAUUUUUGGCUAAAAUCAACCAUAUAGUUCCGAGCGCCUUCCAGUCCCGGUAUGAUGAGGCUUUGAAAGAUGAGGAGGAAAGAAGUCAAGCUGCAGCUACAUUUGGUGACACAACAAUCAAUACUAAAUAA
Rattus norvegicus (Norway rat) is the source of this 996-nucleotide messenger RNA. RefSeq names its product MAGE family member B3 (gene Mageb3). The transcript has a single exon. The record is from RefSeq and is marked provisional. Gene Ontology annotation, cellular component: cytoplasm. Lineage: Eukaryota; Metazoa; Chordata; Mammalia; Rodentia; Muridae. The coding region runs from base 1 to 996 and encodes 331 amino acids.